Molecule: messenger RNA, 324 nt
Organism: Trichoderma atroviride IMI 206040
Lineage: Eukaryota; Fungi; Ascomycota; Sordariomycetes; Hypocreales; Hypocreaceae
Source: RefSeq, a predicted model, not a curated record
AUGGAUACAGUACAUACGCGCCAGACCACAUUCCGCAUGUACCUUUUCUACAAUCCGCUCGUUGGCUCAUGGCAAAAUCAAUCUUCGUCCACCUCCAUCCUUAUUCGCCCCAGUAUCAAAAAACCGCCUGCCCCUAGCGCGUUUCAGAUUCCUAGCCCCGUCAAACCCUCCGCCGGCGUCAAUUGGAUCGCGCCCAUUUUCGGAAUCCUUGCCCGAUCCACCCUAGUUCGGAAAGGUUGUUUCUGUCCUGUCCCUGUCAGGGAAAGAGAAAAGAUGAGAGAGGAGGAGAAGAAGAAGAAGAAAAAUAUCUCUCGGCUGAUCUGA